Trypanosoma brucei brucei TREU927 is the source of this 327-nucleotide messenger RNA. RefSeq lists its product as hypothetical. The coding region runs from base 1 to 327 and encodes 108 amino acids. Lineage: Eukaryota; Euglenozoa; Kinetoplastea; Trypanosomatida; Trypanosomatidae. The record is from RefSeq and is a predicted model, not a curated record. The transcript has a single exon.
AUGAGUGCUCUUCCUGAUGCUAGCGUUUCAGAUGUUAGUCCGCAGUUCGGUUGGUAUCAGCCGCGGUACCUGGAAAGACGCGAACCGCCUAUGAGCACCUUCCCGUCACUUUCCAAGGUUGUAGUGAGCACCACCCUUGAUGGUAAGAUUAGUGAUGAGGAAGCGGUGAAGCGGCGGGUCGCGCUUGGGUUCGCGUGGGAGCGCGUCAGACCGAUUGAAGAAGUUUGGAAUGGACCACCUAUGAGUGAUAAAGUCCCACCAGCAAAGGAUUAUGAGCGGCUACUUCUGGGCGGAUCGGGGGAAGAAUCUGAAAUGAAAGCACUUUAA